AUGCGAUUGCGAUGUGAGCAGGAGGACCUGAUGAAUGAACUUCAUUGCGAACGACAGGCAGCGGAAGAACUGCAGACGGAGCUUUCGAGCGAAAUGCGGGAGCUGCGAGACCGCUGCCAGGAGCAGGGCCAAACUGUGGGGCUGCUGACGCAGCGCCUGGCAGAUGCUCGCAGCGCAAUCGCAGCAGAGCUGCAGGAUGCCGCAGCCGAGCGUGCUGCCCUGGGAGCUGAGCUUUCCGAGGAGUCUCAGCGCAACCGGCUGCAGGCUGCCAUGCUGCACGAAGAAGCAGAAGCCACAUCCAGAGUGGAGGCGUAUGAGCAGCAGCUGGCAUCGAUGGUCACAGUCCGUGACUCUCUGCAGGCCCAGCUGGAGGCUGCGCUGAGGGUGCAGACCGAGCUGCGCGAGCACUUGGCUGCCGAAAGAGACGGCCGCGCCGAGCUCGAGGUGGCUGGCGAGCGAGAGAUGCUUGCCUGGGAGAAGAACAAGGAGAUGACACACUCACCAGGCAAAGAGUUGCAGAGUGUCCGGGAUGCCCAGACCAAGCUGCAGCAACAUCUAAACGCCGAGGCCGUGCUCUGUGAGCGCGAGGCUGCAGCUUUGCGAGACCGGAUGGAGGAGCUAGAGGAGGAGAUGCAGGCGGCCGAGGAGAGCAAACAGCGAUGCGUCGUGGCGAUGGGUGCUGCAGGGUGUGAAUGGACACUUUUGCAUGAGGAAGCGGCAGAGGCUGAGCAGUCCGCAAGUGUCAGGACUGCUGAGCUUGAGAGGAUCACGAGGCAAGCCAGAGAGAUCCAAGCCCAAGUUCAUGGCGUCAAGGAGGAUAUUCUGCAGUGCCGGCAGGAUCACACCGCCCUUGAGCUGAAGCAGGAAAGAGAUUUUCUGCAUGAGGAGGUGCAACAGGAAGCUCUGCGCCAAGAGGAUCUAUAUCUGGAGCUUGACGAAGCUAGGUGGACGUGCCCGACAUUGGGAUGUUAG
This is a messenger RNA of Symbiodinium sp. CCMP2592, 972 nucleotides long. The record is from the annotation of a GenBank genome assembly. Lineage: Eukaryota; Dinophyceae; Suessiales; Symbiodiniaceae.